GUUUACAUUUUUUUUCUAUUCUAUUUAAAAACUUUGUUCUUAAUUUGAUUUAAUCUUUAAUGUCGUUGGAUUUUGUCAAUUUAUAGAUUGUUAAUUUAACCCGAGGUGUUUGAUCAAUAGAUGGAGGAGUUAAAAGGCUCAGCAGAUUAUCUGAAACAAAAGCAACAUCCUCUUUUCCAAUGUUCACCUGAUGAUGUCGAUCAAGUUUUCGAGAUAACUGAUUUUACAACUGCAACCGAUUGGGAACGUUUCAUUGCUGAUUUUGAGGAUGUUCUUCGUAAAUGGGAUAACCUUGAACAGCCUGAUGAGGUUAACGAAAAACCUGAGAUGGUUUGUGGCUCAAUUGCUGGAGGAAUCGCUGAUUGUUUGAGUCACAGUGAAACUGUUUCUCUUAAAUUUGCUAAAUUUGUCCUCAUUGUCAGACUGUAUUGUUAUAAAGGAUCUCUUCCUCCACUUGAAAGGCCGAUCAAUAAAUUGAUGUACACCAAUCGCAGCGAUGAGCUUACCGGUUAUUUAACAAAAGAUGUACACUUGGAAUCUGAGGAGAGCAGAUUUGAUGUUUUCAAUGAUUUAAUGGAUUUUCGAUACAGUUUUCCACAUCGAGCUCAUUGUAUUUAUCGUUGGUUUGGAGUUAAAAAGUUCGUUGUAAUCUCCCCCAUGGAAAAUAAUCUGAUAACCAGUGAAGAUCGAGCUAAACUUCUCCUUAGUUCUGCAGCAAUCGCGAUGAGGAAUAUCAAUGUGUAUAUUCCUGUUUUCGUUCAAAUUCAUCAUCCUCAGAGAAAAUUUUUCCACGGAAUUUUGGAAGGUUCGACUUCAAGAAUUAUGUUUGACAUGAUUCACUUUAAAGACGCUCCCGAAAGUUAUCAUUAUCUUUCAGAAUUGACCAAAAUAUUUAGAGAAAAGAUUGCAUCUCCAUUUCUCAGUACAGUAUCAAUCGAAUUGUCAGUCCGUUUCACUCAUAUACUCAAAGAAUGGCCUCAAGAGUGGAUUCUUCCCGAAACCGAUGCAACUGAUUUAGAGGAUAGACUUUAUUCACUUGAUACAUCGCCGUUAACUUUAAUUGAAUAUUCAUCUCCACCCGCUCCAAUUGAAGAAAUUCAUCUAUCAACAACUUGGCCUAAACUGAUUGAGGAUAUGAUUAACGAUUCGCCAAACCAUAGUAAUUUAAACUCAAUGGAAGCUCCCUACUGGUCAGUUCGAGCCUUAUUUCAAGAUCGUUAUAUUCCCGCUCUUGUACAUUCAAUAAGUAGCCUUUUUAUUUUGGCUAAAUCAACAAAACAAGCUGAUCAACCCAUGGGAAAAUAUUCUGGUCUUCAAGAAGAUAAAGUUGAAACUGAGGCCAGAGCAGCACUCGAUAGACUUGCUGGUGUUGGUCCGCCGACUUUGACUUUACCUCAAUUCCGAGUUAAUCAAACACUGAUUUUAUCAGAUGAAUUAAAAUGUCGUAUACUUGAAUUCAUAUUUUCACCCAAAUCAGAAUCUACUCAACCAAUUAAUGGAUUAAUGAAAGAUUAUCGGAGUUUUAAAUCAUGUCAGUUCAAUAAUUUGACUUGGAGAUUAUCAAUCAUUUUCCACCAAUUAAAAGAUCUAACCACAAUUGCCUACCUGUGGACGGAGAUUGUCAAACAAUUAAGAGACCAUUGGGAAAAUUUAAUCGAUCUACCAAGUUUGGAAAUUGUUUCACCCGAUCUUUCAACUUGUCUAUUAAAUCAAAAGCUCCAGAUGUUAAAUUGUUGCAUCCAACAGAAAAGGAAGCGAGAAAUUAUCACUCAAAGUGAUUCAGGAAGAAAAAUAAUAACCAGAAAUGAUAAUGGAGAUGAAAAUAAUUCUGAGGAUGAAUUUUUUGAUGCAAUUGAAGAUGAAGAUGAAUUCAAUCAAGGAGGAAAACGAUCAUUACUUCAGGCCGAAGGUCGAUCUCACCAAUUAAAUGGAUUAACACUCAUUUCCAACGAUGAACCUUUGUUUGUACCAAUAACUCAAGAUCCAGCGCCGAUGACGGAAGACAUGAUGAUGGAACAAGUUCAGAUUCUUGCUCAAUUAGGAACCACAACGGAAGGAGCUGCCCUUAGGGCUCGAAUGCAAUCGGCUCAAUUAAUCUCUGAUAUGGAAGCUUUCAAAUCGGCUAAUCCGGGUUGUAUGUUGGAAGAUUUUGUUCGUUGGCAUUCACCGAGAGAUUUUAUUCUAGAAGAUGAUCAAUCAUCAUCUUCUUCUUCUUCAUCUCGAGGUAAAUUAUCGGCACGAAUGGAAACACCAGGUAACAUGUGGAGAGAAGUCUGGGAAUCGGCCAAACCCGUUCCAGUGGUUCGACAAAAGGUUCUGUUUGAUUAUACCAAAGAAGCGGAAAAAGUUUUACACUCAUUUGCAUCUCUUACCUGUACCGGUUUAAUUAAUUACCUGGCUCCUUGUUUAAUCCACUGUGGUACAAGUCAAUUAAUCAAUCGAAUUGAAACUUUAGGCUAUACUGAAUCAGAAUUAGCGAUUAAUUUAACGGAUUUAACAAGAAAUUGUUCAUCGGGUGAUUAUGAUAAAUGUUUAACGAUCUUGGGUAAUCUGGAAACUCGUUUGGUAAAAAUUGAAACGUUAAGACGAUUGUUGAACAUGGCAGCGGAAUUAUCAUCAUCAUCAUCAUCAUCCACUGAUGAGAUAACUAGUGAGACAAUCUCAUUAUCACCAACAUCAUCUAUUUGGAAUAUGCUUAAUCCUUUAAUCUUGGGAUUAACUCAAGAAAAGGAGAUGGAAGUUGCUGGUGGAUCAAAGGGUAUUCUUGGUAAAUUGCUGGUUAAAUUGUUCACGGAAUCAAGUCGAGCUCUUUAUGAGGAGCAAACCACAGUCGGCGAAAGGGCUGUUCGGGUUUACGAUAAAUCUGACCUUCCACCUCCACUGGCCAAGGAAUACGUACUUCGAACUACCUGUCCAAGGCCUUCGGUCACUUCCAAACCUUUACCUCAACGGAUGUUUGCUUUAAUCACUCCAAAUGAAUUCAGAGUCUCCGGUGCUUUCUGUCAGGAUACAUUGUUCAGAUAAUUAAAUUAAAUCAACAAUUAACUUUACCUUUAAAGUUAAUCAUUUGUCUCUAAUCAAGAUUUAUAUUGUUUCCUAUGAAAAAGUUUAUAUUUUAUAAUCAUUUUGAAUUUUCAUCAACUACAAGUUAUUCUGAUCAACGAAUUGGCUUUUAAGUGUUUAAUCAACUGAUUAAUUAAUUUACUAUUUUCUAUCACUAAUCAAAUCUUGAUUAUCUUUUCUUUUGUUGGUUAAUCAUCAAAAUUCAUUAAUCAAAUGUACAUUGACUUUGUAAUUGAAACGUUAAAGGUUAAUGCACAUACUUUUACAAUUAAUGAUAAUCAUUUGAUUUAAUUGCAACAAUUAAAUAAGUUACACUUUCUAAUGAUGAUGAUAAUUGUACACACACACAGGAACAUGAAACUUUAAGUUAAUCACAAUUAACUUCAAUCGUGUUUACGUUUUAAUUAAAAUUAAAUAAAAACAACAAACUUUUUGUUCACUUGA
Molecule: messenger RNA, 3507 nt
Organism: Panonychus citri (citrus red mite)
Lineage: Eukaryota; Metazoa; Arthropoda; Arachnida; Trombidiformes; Tetranychidae
Gene: Rab3GAP1
Product: rab3 GTPase-activating protein catalytic subunit-like
Exons: 10
Coding region: 121-3024 (967 amino acids)
Biological process (GO): positive regulation of GTPase activity
Molecular function (GO): GTPase activator activity
Source: RefSeq, a predicted model, not a curated record